Lingula anatina is the source of this 3523-nucleotide messenger RNA. RefSeq lists its product as uncharacterized. The record is from RefSeq and is a predicted model, not a curated record. Lineage: Eukaryota; Metazoa; Brachiopoda; Lingulata; Lingulida; Lingulidae.
UAUUUAGUUUACUGUUGUCAUGUAGAUGUCAGGGAUUAGAACAGUUUUGGCGGGGUCCCCGGACAAGAGCGUACGCCUACGCGCCAUUAUCACUCUUCUUAGAGUCGUAAACGCAAAGACCCAAGGAAAAUGGCAGCUGAAGUUUCUAGUGACAAAUCAAAAUACAAUUUGGAGGAGACAUUUAGUGUUAAAACUGAACCUGGGCACAAUGGACAUCUCUUUAACGGCGAACCAAACAGAUUGCCAGAAGGGAUGACAAAAGCUCCAGACACAGAAAUCUGUUGUGUAGAUGGUCCCUGCACAUUCUCAGAAAUAAAAGAAGAGCCCAAUGAACAGUGCAGUAGUUGGAGCACUGCAACUUCAUCAGAUAGUUGUGGAAAUGAAACCAUUUCUUCAGCCUUGAAAGUUGAACCAGGAGAUGAUACAUCUGUGCAUGUGCAUAACUGCCAGGACAUUAAAACUGAAUUUAAACAGGAGUCUCUUAAUGAUUCAGUUUAUGCUGGUACUCCUGAGCAAAGUAUUACAAUUGACAGAAAAAAUUCAUCUAUCCCCAUUGCUCAUGUGCAAGAUUCAAAAGAAUUCACACGUCCACCCUCAGUAGGUUCAUUCUCUGGACAAGAAGCAGCUUGCCCCCUGUGUUCUGCGUGCGGUGGAUUUUACAAUUAUCCUGGAAAUGAGGAGAAUGCUCCUCCUGCAAAACAAGACAUGAAGGUUUUUUGUUGUUGUGUGGAAAGCAAAGAUUUUAUAUCAAACAUUAAAACUGACCCUGAACAAGGGAAUGGAUGUUGUUUCAGCAUACAAGACCAGUCAUCAAUUGUAAAAGUGGAGCCAAAGUUCUCAAGUCAUGGAUCUGCAAUGGUCAGGCCACAAGUCAACUGGACAGGCCAUUACUUUGGUCAAAACACCCAUAACAUUCCUGCUCAUCAUCACAACUUUACUUCAUAUUUUCCUCCUGCAUUUAUAUGCUAUCCCAUGCAGCAAACACCAAGAUAUUCCCUGUCCAUGCAGACCCGGCGUGGCUUUAUGCAAUAUCAAAGGUGGCGAGCAGCCCUUCCUUAUCUUAAUUAUAGAGGGCCCCAUCACCCUCAUCUGAUGCCAUACCCAGUAAGAUCCUAUCCUGCUAUUGGAUACCAGAUGAACUACUGUCAUGAGAAGUCAGGGUCAGAAGAUACACCCGUGGUAAUUGGAUACAAAUUUAACGAGCUUUAUCAGGGACGUGUGUACAGCAUUCUUUUUGAUUGUAAGAGCUGUAACAAAGUGAUCGGGGGUGGAAUAGAACUUGAGAAACAUGCUGUUUUUUCCCAUGAAAUAGGCUCAGAGUUUGCGUGUUCUUGUGGCAUUCCUUACAGUAAGCUAAGUUCGUUAAAUGCCAUGUCACAUGUAACAGAUCAUCAUGGUGAAGGAAAGAAGUCGGUUUGUAUGGUGUGUGAAAAGUCUAUCCCAACCCCAGAUUUGAAGGAACAUUAUUGGCACGAACAUGGCCCAGGUGUUUGUCCGUUUCCUUGCAACCUUUGUGGGUGGAAAGGAUUUUUCAGAACUGAGUACUACAAACACAUGCGUAAAGACCAUAAUCUGCGUUAUGUUGCAGCCUGCCAGCACUGUGAUCUUAAGUUUGAAAACUUCCCAUCUUUACGCAAGCACGUGAAAGAGAAGCACCCUGUGCAGGUUAUGCAUGUGUGUGAAAUCUGUGGAUACAAAAAUAAAAAGAGAUAUCAUUUGAAGCAACAUAAAGCACAGUGUCAUUCCAAUUCUGAACAACAACAGCCAUGUGAUAAAUGUGAUAGAAUAUUCCUUUCUCUAAAAAGUUUGCAGAAGCACAAGAAAAUUUUCCAUGCAGUGGAGCAGGAAAUGUGCGAGGAAUGUGGCCUAGGCUUUUAUAAUUGGGAGAAUCACAUCGAUAGAUAUCACCAAAAAAAGUUUUUAUGCGAUAUUUGUGGCAACUUCGUUGUUGGCAGUGGCAAAAUUCAACACAUGAGAAGUCAUCUAGAUAUAAAACUAUAUGCAUGUGACUUGUGUGACAGAGAAUUUACCAGAAAAGACAACCUGGAGAAACAUAUUAGAGUUCAUACAGGGAAAGUGAUAAAAGAGUGUGAAUACUGUGGAAAAGGCUUUGUAAAUCACAGCAACUGGAAGCUGCACACCCGUCGACACGCAGAAAUAGGGCAUGAGAAACCAGACAAACCAGAUCCAUCAUUGUGUUUGGUAGAAGCUAGAAAGAAAAAGAAUGGAAAAAGUGGAACAUCAAAACAAAAGAACAAUAUGGAUUCUAAGAAAAGACCACCUUUAAAGAGACCAAGGAAGCAUGUCAGCAAGGGUGUCAGUGAUUGUGAUACAGACACAGACUCAGACAGCAAUUCAGAUUCAGAUGACUGUGUGAUCAUGACUGGCUCAGAGAGUGAUUCUGACACUUCGACAGGCAGUGGCAGAAAAUCUACAUUUACUAGGAGAGAAACCUCUAGAGGUCUGAAAAGGAAAGCUCAGAAAUUGACAAGCUAUGUGGAGAUUGACUCAGAGACAGAGACAGAGGAAGAUACUACCAACAAUUUUUGUCCAGAUGAAAAGUCGAGGAGUGAUUCAGAUGAUUCCCAAAGCUAUGAAAAAGUAGAUUUAGAUGGUAAAGAUAGAACUGAAAUGGCAAAUUCAAAAGAUGUGUACUUCCUGAAACAGAAUUCAGAAGUAACUAAUGAUGUGAAAUUAAGACAGACCUGCAAAGUGCUCCUUAUUAGAGUAGAAGAGAUGUGUUAGUGUUGACUACCAGUAGCUCUCCAUAAUAUCAGCAUCUGAAUUUCCAAGUUGUAUUGAUAACUUGUAGCUGGAGACUUUUGAAGUUUAAAAGUAACAUUGGGAGAUUUACUACUGUAUAUUUUUUCAAUAUGUAUUGAUAUGUAAAUUGAUAAUGAUUAUCUAUAACAGCUUAUUAAGUUUGUAAACUAGUCUCAUUAGAUAUCUUUUUAAAAAGUUAUUUUUUAUUAUAAUUAUAUUUUCUAUUCUUAUUAUUUUUGAAAUUUUGACUUUUCAGACAUUGACAUUAUUGAGUUGUGAUUUUGAACUCCCCUGGAGCAGAAACACUGUCACAGUGGUAGUUUUCAUGAAUAUCCACAUAAACAGAAGUGAGAAAUUAAAAUUGGCGGGGAUUAUUUUGUUAAGUAUUAUUAUUUUUCUGUGAGUGGUAUUAUGUAAUAUCAAUUCAUGGUUAAUGAAAAGAAAUUUUUGUGUACCAUCUUGUCAAAACAUUAAGUAUGUCUGCACAAUUUGACAGUUUUGCUACCUUGUUUUUCUUUAUGUUGCCUGCAUGUAGAUUUCAUUUAUUGGUAACCUGAUUUUCAGUCUUUUUGUUUUAUUUUAAAUUGUAAUAAAUUUGUAUAAUGAUUAAAUUUCUAGACUAAGAAAGCAUGACCAUGUAAUAAUACUUGUAAUAUAACAAGUAUAUGACAAGAUUUACAUAAAAUUUGUAGGAGUUAGUGUUAUGAUAGUACUUUAAUGUUUGUAUGUUAAACAAAGAUAAAAGACAUUACAAAAUAGA